Molecule: messenger RNA, 945 nt
Organism: Eurypyga helias (sunbittern)
Lineage: Eukaryota; Metazoa; Chordata; Aves; Eurypygiformes; Eurypygidae
Product: chromosome unknown open reading frame, human C21orf91
Exons: 4
Coding region: 5-886 (293 amino acids)
Source: RefSeq, a predicted model, not a curated record
CACUAUGAACGAAGAGCAGUUUGUGAGCAUCGACCUGGACGAUGACAACGUCUGCAGCGUCUGCAAGCUGGGGACCGAGAAGGAGACCCUCUCCUUCUGCCACGUUUGUUUCGAGCUGAACAUCGAAGGAGUACCAAAGUCGGAUCUUCUACAUACAAGGUCUUUAAGGGGACACAAAGACUGCUUUGAAAAAUUCCACUUAAUAGCAAAUCAGGACUGUCCGCGAUCAAAGCUCUCUAAAAGUCCGUAUGCAGAAGUGAAAAAUAUCUUGAGCAAAAAAAUUAACUGGAUCAUACAGUACGCACAAAACAAGGAUUUAGACUCUGAUCCUGAAAGCUCAAAACCAUCCCAGCAUCAGCUUUUUAACUUCAGACAUCAGACUGAUAGAAAAUUACUCCCACAAUUUGACUCCCCGGUACCUAGAUACUCUGCAAAAUGGAUAGAUGGGAAUCCUGGGGGCAUCUCGAGCUGCUCGCAGACUCUUUUGGAACAAAGAGAAUCCACUGAUUUCAGACUCGGUGUGUUACAAGAAGCAGGUGCUACCUUCUGUUGCAGCAGUGUUCUGUGGUCUAAUCACAACCAGGCCCAGAAGGCUGAAAAAGCCAAAUGUGAUUCGCUUACCAGUGUUUGCAGAAGACAUCCUCAAUACAGCAGGGAAGAAUUGACUAUGAUGACUCCCGGAGAGUUGAAGCAACUUAAUGAAAAACUGCUCAAGCAAAUCCAGGAUGUCUUUGAAGAGCUGACGCGGCAGGUCCAAGAAAAGGACUCUUUGGCCUCAGAGCUCAACGUCCGUCAUAUUGCUAUUGAGCAGCUGCUGAAGAACUACUCCAAACUGCCGUGUCUACAGAUGGGACGGGCAGGGACCAAGUCAAAUGUCCCCAUAUAAAGGGAAUACAGCUUCUGUCCCCCUAUACAGCUAACUUUCCCUAACAGCUUUGAUAACCA